Messenger RNA from Ceraceosorus guamensis, 2070 nucleotides. RefSeq names its product DUF159-domain-containing protein. Gene Ontology annotation, biological process: DNA damage response. The record is from RefSeq and is a predicted model, not a curated record. NCBI's taxonomy places the organism in Eukaryota, Fungi, Basidiomycota, Exobasidiomycetes, Ceraceosorales, Ceraceosoraceae. Gene Ontology annotation, molecular function: single-stranded DNA binding. The transcript is spliced from 2 exons. Bases 196 to 1950 code for a protein of 584 amino acids.
CUCACGACUGCCGUCGACAUAAGCUUUGAUCGUCCACCUUUCGGACGCCGUCCGCACCGCGCGCAAUCACGAAUGCUGACACCUCAAAGCUGCGUGUAUCACUUCAGUCGCGGGUGCGAUCAUCAGUCUUGUAGGUAGCUGACUGCUGCAUGGUGUGCGCCCGUAUCUCGUCACUUCCAUUUCACAUUCGUGGUCAUGUGCGGCCGCUUUCCCAAUGCUCUGGACGCGAACAGACACGCUGCCGCUAUCAACGACUGGCUAAGCAGGGCUCAUCGUGGAGUCAGACCAUCUCAUGGCACGAGGCACGAGCGGCGUGAGGAGCAAGGAGGCGGUGGGCAUGGGUGCGGUCCGUCUGACGACGGGCAUGGUGGUGCAGAUGGAGCAGAGGGUGCAGAGUCAGCUGAGCCAGAUCAAGAGCCGCCUUUCGUCACCGCAUCACCUGGAUUAGAUAGGGGCUAUCAUCCUACUACCAAUGUAGCACCCACUGCCUUUUCUCCAGUGCUGUAUAGGCUAGGCGCAGCGCGCCAAGGCAAACAGUCAGAUGACACCUUGCUGCUCGAGCCGAUGAGGUGGGGCUUGCUACCACCCUCCACCAAGGUCAUCCCCAAGGGCCAAGACAUGAUCCGCACCAUCAAUGCGCGUGCAGACACCAUUCUUUCCGGUCGGGGUCUGUGGAAUUCACCGUUCACAAAAGGCAAGAGAUGCGUCGUGUGGACACAAGGCUUCUACGAAUGGCUGGCCACUCCUCAAGCUAGAUUACCUCAUCUCAUUGGGAUGCCCAACCAUGGCCUUGGCAGGACGGCGGCUGAUGGCAAGGAGAGGGAAAUGAUGCCUAUGGCAGGACUGUGGGAAGAAUGCACUUUGGAUGAUGGGACCAAAGUGAAGAGCUUCGCCAUAUGCACUACGGAGAUCAACAAGCAGCUUGAAUGGCUUCAUACACGCAUGCCAGUCAUCCUCCCAGACCUCAGGGCCAUGCAAGUUUGGCUCGGAACAGUCGAAGCGCCUCUUUCUCAUGUGGCAGCUCUCAUGCGGCCUUACCCAGGAGACCUCGAGUGUUACAGAGUCCCUCAAGAGGUUGGAAAGACGGGAACCGAUGAUGCAAAGUUUCUUCUACCCAUCGAGCAGCGCAAAGAUGGGAUCGCGCGAGCCUUCGGCCGCUUGAUGAAGAGGGACGCAGAGGAAGAUGGGGGCGCUUCGGAGCAGCAGCACAGGGCACAAUUGAAGAAGGUCAAGAAGGAAGAGGACAGGGAGAUCAAGACCGAAGCCGAGAAAUCUGGAUCUUCAGCGCCGAGACACGAAGACGCAAUUAAGCGCGAGCGCGAGGUGUGCGCAGGUGGAACACUAGCCAUGAAAGAGGAGGAGGAAAAGGAUUCGAUCCUUCGAGCGACUGAGCAGGUCGAAAGGGAUGCACAAGAUGCCGAAAUAACCUGGCAGGAGGAGCAUAAGGUUGAUGCUGGAAAUAUCAAGCGCGAUCCUUCGGAGUCAGAUCAGGAUCAAAUCAAAGCUGAUAGAAAGUUUGCUGAAGAGCUGCAGAGGUCAGAGGGACCUUCGACCGCGAACGAUGAGGCCAAGUCCGAGCCACCGCACGUGCUUGAUCAGCAUCGAGGCUUGUCCGACUCUGAGCCUUCGGCCGGAAAGCCCGCACGCAGCUCCAAAUUCUCACCUGAGCCUUGGAACCCACCCUCUUCUACCUUUGGGUCAUUCGAUACAAGACCUAGUGGGAACGGCAAGACAAGUCAAGCUUCGCCCACUGGCCCCACCAGGCUGGAAAAUAUGCUCUCUGCUCAGAGAUCCGCCGCCCACUCUCGACCCGGUGUUCCCAUCUCGCCCAAGUCGAACGGAGCUUCGCGAGACAGUCCGAUGAAGGGGCAAGCAGGAUCGCCGAAGAGCAAAGCUAAAGAUGGAGCGGCCAAGGGCGCACCAGAUAUUCGGAGUUUCUUCAAGCAGUAACGCGUUCUCUGCCCUCUUUGCUCUCACCGCCUUCUUGCCCUGCCUUGACUGUAUCACUACCGAUCACGCUUGCCAUCACUUGUGUCCAAUUAGCAUCAUCAUUGAGUCCGUCUAUACAGG